Rotaria sp. Silwood2 is the source of this 336-nucleotide messenger RNA. The record is from the annotation of a GenBank genome assembly. Lineage: Eukaryota; Metazoa; Rotifera; Eurotatoria; Philodinida; Philodinidae.
AUGUUUAAUGUUGAUCCCCAUUCGGUCUAUCCUCAAGAUGACGUCGAUAGGCUCCUAAGACUACGAACAGAAUUUGAAGAAAAUUUACAAAUAAAUACAAAAUACGGACAACCUUAUGUCAUUCCAAUCGUUCAAAUUCUCAUCGGUGGCAAUAUUUCAUCGAUUACAAGUGUCUGCACAGCAAUUAGACGAAAAAUACCAGUCAUUGCUAUUACUGGUACUAGUGGGGUAGCAGAUUUAAUUGUUCACGAAUAUCGAUAUUUAUAUGGUGAAAAUCAAAUUCGAUCGGAAGAUGAAUAUGAGAAUGCCAGACAACAACAUCAAUUUAAUGAUUAG